GAUUUUUCAUAUAUGCGAAAAGAUUCUUGAAUUUCAUGCAACUAUUUCAAAAUGCUGCCUACUUUUUUGUCCCUGAUUACAAUUUCUACUUUGUUCUGGCUUGAAUCCCAAGAGUCUGGAGCAAUAUAUAAAGAGGUGAUAAUCCCAAGCUGUCAUCGUUUUGUUUUUCUUCCCAGACCAUCUCAAAAAUCCUUAGGGUCUUUAGUCUAAACAUUUUUCUUCUUGCCGAACUCAAGGAGAUAAUCAAAUUGAGUAUGCCAUUGACUAUCAACUCAAUUUCAACAGACGACAUCAAAGUCACCGCGUUUCCGCUGGUGCGAAAGUACAGGCCUGGAAGAACGAGCCAUGGGUUGUUUAACUUGACCAGAAAGCGAAUCUUUCCCUUUCUUGAAUCUCCGGUUUUGCCUUCGGCGGGUUCGAGUCUUUUAAUGGGCGCGCAUCGAGGGGGACAGUGGUCUGAUGGGAACAGGUAUUCUCUAUCCUCCCAAAAUGAUAUCGCUUCUGAGGAAAAAGUGAAUAUUGCAGUUACUACUGCGUUGAAGUAUAAUUUGGAAAAACUUAUUUCGAAGACAAACAAGAAAAUCGAAAAGUUUUCACACACACACUCCAAUGCUUUUAAGAACAAAGAAAGCCAUACUAAGGUCUGGAAAAAGUGUCGCAAGCUUAUCGAUCGGAUGAUCAAUGGCCGGAAGGAAUUGAUCCUCACAUAUUCAGUUAUCACUCCAGGAUCGGACACAACUGAAACACGCAUAUGGGAUGGCGAGUGGGUAGAUUUCACGGGUGAAAGAACGACUGUUUCAAGCCACGCUUCUGUCAAAUUUGGCACUUUAAGCUUAAAGGGCUUUUUUGUCAAUUUUGUCGAAACGAUCAGAAACUUGAUUGAAAAGAGAGCUUACUUUGGGAAAAUUUUUGGGGAAGACUCAGUCUUCAGAUUGAAUCUCCUGAAUAUAAGAAUUCCCCCUUUGUUGGAGCUCAUCAAAAGAUUUGCAAAAUGGUGGACAAUGGACGAAGGUGUGAAGACUUAUCCUACAUACCAUUGUGACAAUUCAAUCAAAAGAAACACUAGGGUUGACAAUUUGACUCUAUUGUUGGAGGCUUUGGAUAGGAUGGACGCAGAAGAAGCAGCAUUGGCUGCAGCUAAUGGAACUUCAUCACAAACUGGUCCAAUUCUGGAAUCAGAGGACAUCCCAUCGCUUUACCUUCCUCUCCCUGAUAUUCCCAGUGCGCUUUCCGUAUUGGAUUUUGAACAACCAUUUGAAGAACACUUCCAAGAUUCUUUCGAGAACAUGGGCGCUACGCUUGGCUAUGAUGUUGAAGACUAUCAGAGUCUCUACACUCAUGCAACACCAGAAUACAUCUGUUCUGGGAACGUACAAGAAACAAAUGAAUGUUUUGAAGACGAUUUGUUAGCCAAUUUCAAAGCGCAUGACCUAUACGAGUCUAGCUAUUCGCCCAUCUCGGUAUCUGAUAUUCCGCUGUCCGCUUCUUCGAAUCUCGAGUGGAGAGGAAGGCAAGCCAACAAUCCGAUAGAUCAAUUGUUCUCGCCUAUGUAUCACGUUGAAACAGAUUCUUUGAAUCUGAAAGAAGAGAAUUCGGGAGGAUUUCUCAAGAAAUUGUUUAGAGCAAUGCUGCUCGCGGAAAGACAGCCCAAGUCAACCCUUAGCUGGGAGUAAAAUGUUCACUCACUGGAUGUGCAAGACAAGGACCUGUAUAGCCCGAAGACCUUAGUUAAGAUUGAUUUUAAUGCG
Metschnikowia bicuspidata var. bicuspidata NRRL YB-4993 is the source of this 1748-nucleotide messenger RNA. RefSeq lists its product as uncharacterized. The coding region runs from base 255 to 1673 and encodes 472 amino acids. The transcript has a single exon. The record is from RefSeq and is a predicted model, not a curated record. Lineage: Eukaryota; Fungi; Ascomycota; Pichiomycetes; Serinales; Metschnikowiaceae.